GCUGUUCUGGGAUCAGUUCAGAGUUUAUUUUUUCGUCCUCCGUCGUCCUCUGCAUGGACUCCGCUCCGUCCGCGUGUGUUGGCGGCCGCCGCUCGCUGUCCUCGCAUGGCCGCAGCCGCCUGCAAGUGCCCGCUUCCUCUGGCCGUCUUUAGGCGCUCCCUGUCGGUGGCCCCGCGGAGCUCCGGCGCCGCGCCCCGUUCCCUCCUCCCGGGCUGGAGGCUCGGGGAGCGGGGCCUGACGGAGGCCGUCCGACCCUCCAGCGCCCUGAGACCCGCGGGCUUGUACCGACAGCCAGCCUUCUUCUGUUUGUUCUGCCAGGAGUCCAUGAGCCAGAGUCUGCGGACCUGCUACCGGUACCUGAACCAGACCAGCCGGAGCUUCGCGGCAGUGAUCCAGGCGCUGGACGGGGAGCUCAGACAUGCUGUUUGCAUCUUCUACUUGGUCCUCCGAGCGUUGGACACAGUGGAGGACGACAUGAGCAUCCCCUUGGACAGGAAGGUCGCCAUGCUGAAUGACUUCCACACCUACCUGUACCAGGCUGAGUGGUCCUUCACUGAGAGCCAGGAGAAAGACCGUCAGGUUCUGGAGGAUUUCCCCACGAUAUCUUUAGAAUUCCGAAACCUUGCUCGGGAAUACAGGGAUGUUAUCUCUGACAUCUGCCACCGCAUGGGAGUGGGAAUGGCUGAAUUCCUGGAAAAGAAUGUGGGAUCCAUGAAGGAAUGGGACCAGUAUUGCCACUAUGUGGCGGGGCUGGUGGGCAUCGGCCUUUCUCAGCUGUUUUCGGCGUCUCAGCUGGAGGACCCUGAGGUGGGCCGAGACACAGACUUGGCCAACUCCAUGGGCCUGUUCCUCCAGAAGACCAACAUCAUCCGAGACUAUCUAGAGGACACACAAGAGGGACGUGCCUUCUGGCCACAAGAGGCGUGGAGUCAGUUUGCACGUCGCCUGGAGGACUUGGCCCACCCGGAGAUGCUGGAGUCGGCAUUGUCGUGUCUCAACCUGCUGGUCACAGAUGCCCUGCGACAUGUCCCGGAUGUCAUCGCCUACUUGUCCCGCCUCCGCAACCAGAGUGUCUUUAAUUUCUGCGCUAUUCCACAGGUGAUGGCAGUAGCGACUCUGUCAACAUGCUACAACAACCCCCUGGUGUUCCAGGGAGUGGUGAAGAUCAGAAAGGGACAGGCGGUCACAUUCAUGAUGGAAGCCACCAACAUGAGAGCCGUACAGACCAUCAUCUCUCAGUACAGUCAGGAGAUUGUGCAGAAGGUCUCUCUCACCGACCCGUCGCGGGACAAGACUCUGCACAUCCUGGAAGUAAUCCAGGAGAAGUCGGCGCUCUUGGAGCCCUGCCUGUCAUCCAGGACACCCCGUCUGUCUCCCAUGUACCUGUCUGCCGCCAUGCUGCUGGUGGCUUUCAGCUGGCAGUACCUGAGUGGCGCAGCGUCACCGGCUCAAACCUGCAGCGACGCGCAGGGACAGUGAGCGCUAUGCCGCAUCAGCCGGAUUAAAUCAUGGACUUUGCAGCACGCCUCCUUCGUUCAGGACCACAGGACCACAGGCGUAUUGGCGACAGACACAGCGGAGCGGGUCGUGGUAGAAACCUGGGGUCACCAGUUUGGUGGCGGUUUGUGAUCUCAUGUUUCAAGACGUUCACACCAGCAAAUAGCGCACAAUGAUUUGAAACAGACGAGGAAUAAUUUGUCUUUUUUGUUGAUGUUGCUCAUGUUUCUUAGUUUGAUUUAAACUUUUUGACAUUGUUUAAAUCAUCAGAGUUGCUUGAUAUUGCCAGAGAGAAACUAGUAGAGUGCUCAGAGUGCAUAUAAAGGCCAAAAAAA
This is a messenger RNA of Thalassophryne amazonica, 1832 nucleotides long. RefSeq names its product farnesyl-diphosphate farnesyltransferase 1 (gene fdft1). Bases 106 to 1479 code for a protein of 457 amino acids. Gene Ontology annotation, biological process: cholesterol biosynthetic process; farnesyl diphosphate metabolic process. Lineage: Eukaryota; Metazoa; Chordata; Actinopteri; Batrachoidiformes; Batrachoididae. The record is from RefSeq and is a predicted model, not a curated record. The transcript is spliced from 7 exons. Gene Ontology annotation, molecular function: squalene synthase [NAD(P)H] activity. Gene Ontology annotation, cellular component: endoplasmic reticulum membrane.